This is a messenger RNA of Mya arenaria, 915 nucleotides long. Its product is annotated as membrane-spanning 4-domains subfamily A member 14-like. Bases 1 to 915 code for a protein of 304 amino acids. The record is from RefSeq and is a predicted model, not a curated record. The transcript has 4 exons. NCBI's taxonomy places the organism in Eukaryota, Metazoa, Mollusca, Bivalvia, Myida, Myidae.
AUGACGCUGCAAAGGCAUCUGACCCACACGAAUCUAUUUCAAUGGAAGCUCCACAGGGGCAUCCGACCAAAAUACCAACAAGUAAGCUGGUUCCCUGAAAGCUACAUUAAGUCAUCAGACCAACAAGUAAGCUGGUUCCCUGAAAGCUACAUUGAGUCAUCAGACCAACAAGUAAGCUGGUUCCCUGAAAGCUACCUUGAGUCAUCAGACCAACAAGUAAGCUGGUUCCCUGAAAGCUACAUUGAGUCAUUAGACCAACAAGAAAGCUGGUUCCCUGAAAGCUACAUUGUGUCAUCAGACCAACAAGUAAGCUGGUUCCCUGAAAGCUACAUUAAGUCAUCAGACCAACAAGUAAGCUGGUUCCCUGAAAGCUACAUUAAGUCAUCAGACCAACAAUCAUCAGACCAACAAGUAAGCUGGUUUCCUGAAAGCUACAUUGAGUCAUCAGACCAACAAGUAAGCUGGUUCCCUGAAAGCUACCUUGAGUCAUUAGACCAACAAGUAAGCUGGUUCCCUGAAAGCUACAUUGAGUCAUUAGACCAACAAGUAAGCUGGUUCCCUGAAAGCUACAUUGAGUCAUUAGCUCAACAAGAAAGCUUGUUCCCUGAGAGAUACAUUGAGUCAUCAGACCAACAAGUAAGCUGGUUCCCUGAAAGCUACAUUAAGUCAUCAGACCAACAAGUAAGCUUAGUCCCUGAAAGCUACAUUAAAUCAUCAGACCAACAAGUAAGCUGGUUCCCUGAAAGCUACAUUAAGUCAUCAGACCAACAAGUAAGCUGGUUCCCUGAAAGCUACAUUAAGUCAUCAGACCAACAAGUAAGCUUAGUCCCUGAAAGCUACAUUGAGUCAUCAGACCAACAAGUAAGCUGGUUCCCUGAAAGCUACAUUGAGUCAUCAGACCAACAAGUAAGCUAA